Molecule: messenger RNA, 1587 nt
Organism: Triplophysa rosa
Lineage: Eukaryota; Metazoa; Chordata; Actinopteri; Cypriniformes; Nemacheilidae
Gene: tmem127
Product: transmembrane protein 127
Exons: 4
Coding region: 405-1121 (238 amino acids)
Biological process (GO): negative regulation of TOR signaling; negative regulation of cell population proliferation
Cellular component (GO): membrane
Source: RefSeq, a predicted model, not a curated record
ACGGAAGACGGCAGGAAAAUCGCUCUCCGUCUGGUUGAGGAAGCAGACGGACUAUUGUUUAUGUUUUUAUCCGAAAAUAACCUAUAAAGCACAGAGAAAUGACUUUAAUAUAACGGCGAUCGGCGGAAUAAUUCGAAACAAUCCAAGCUGUGCGUUUGUUUUAGAGGAGUGUUUUAUAUUUUGUGGGAUUUUUUAUAGGUUGUGUGUGUGUGUUGUUAAGAUUUAAGGCCAGUUCAAGCACAAAUUAUCAAUUGUGAUUAAAAUUACAGUCAGAGGAGCUUCAGACACAGAGAACAGAUCAUCAAAAAUAUAUUUCGUCAGUUUUUUCAGCUGCAGUGCCCGGCAGAAGCUGUCCACCGUCCCUUUGGUUACCGGUUGUUCAGGGAUUUUUUAGUUAGUUUAUCAUGUACGCCGUACCUCCGGGAACAGCUGUGCCAGGAAACCGAAGAAGGCGGGCGGGCACGGCUCUACCCAAACAGCCAGAGCGGAGCCUGGCGUCUGCGCUGCCCGGGGCUCUCUCCAUCACUGCACUGUGUACGGCUCUAGCAGAACCAGCCUGGCUCCGUGUUCACGGAGGAAGCUGCCCCAGACAAGAGCUCGGUGUCACUGACGUCUUGGGAUACAUCGAUGAGAAACUUAUUGAGGAUUUCUGCAUCAACUCUCAGUCUGUUCUACUCUUUAGGGUCAUUGCUGCUUUCUGUUUCUUGGGUAUUCUGUGCAGCUUGACCGCAUUUCUGCUGGAUGUUUUUGGACCCAAACAUCCAGCUCUGAAGAUCACACGCAGAUACGCCUUCGCUCACAUUCUCACAGUGCUCCAGUGUGCCACGGUGAUCGGUUUCUGCUACUGGGCCUCUGAACUCAUCCUGUCCCUGCAACAGCAACACAAGAAGUAUCACGGUUCGCUCAUCUACGUCACGUUUGCCAUCAGCUUCUACCUGGUGGCCGGUGCUGGCGGAGCUUCAAUUUUAGCCACAGCGGCCAACCUGCUCCGUCAUUACCCCACCGAGGAGGAGGAGCAAGCGCUGGAGCUCCUGUCAGAGAUGGAGGACAGCAAUGAAACAUACCCGGUUGACUACGACAUCGCCAACCAGUUUCAGCCUCCACCUGCGUACACACCCUGAUCACCACCCGCUGUUUCUUUCUCCACGCGCGCUCACCGCUCGACGCCACUUCUGCCCUUACGUGCCACCAUUAGCCUUGAAAAGACUGAGAGACGUACAGAUUUUAGGUUCCCGUUAUAAAAAGUAAUAUAUGUAUAUUCAGUAUUCCGGAGCGCCUUCGUCCACACACUUAAAGUUUUCCUUUCGUCUGGCAGAGCUUGUGCGCAUGGAAUAAAACAAAGAGAAUAAUAAUGGCAGUGCUUAUAGAAUUUCUGAUGGUAGUUUGCAUGUAUCUGGCAGCGAAAACUCCCACACAGAUUUAGAAAAAUAAAACAUAUUUUUGGCACGCUUUAUUACCUAAAGACUUGCGAAGCGUCGCUGUGCUUAUUGAAGAUGUGUUUACAGCCUCUUUGGUAAACUAAACUUGGGGAAUUAUGAAAGUCUCUAUGUUGUUUUAUGUUUCAUCAUCUUUAACUUCUCUUUUUUU